Molecule: messenger RNA, 2739 nt
Organism: Saccostrea echinata
Lineage: Eukaryota; Metazoa; Mollusca; Bivalvia; Ostreida; Ostreidae
Product: cadherin EGF LAG seven-pass G-type receptor 2-like
Exons: 20
Coding region: 1-2697 (898 amino acids)
Biological process (GO): homophilic cell-cell adhesion
Cellular component (GO): plasma membrane
Molecular function (GO): calcium ion binding
Source: RefSeq, a predicted model, not a curated record
AUGGCGUCUAGAAAACGAGGGCAGCUGUGUGAUAACAACGAUAGGGACGGGGAAAACAACCCGGAUGACAAAGACGACGAAGUGGACAACACAGCGGGUCUUGGGUUAUUGUUGGACGCUUCUGAUAAUGAGUAUAUGAUUAAAUGUUGUGGUUUUGUCGAUGCCUGGGAGUUUUAUGCCAAGUCAAACACAGGGGUGGUGGAUCUACAAGUGUGGCGCCCAAUAGGAGGCGGAAUUUACACAUUAGUUGGCCAAAACUCCUACACAGUCACAAACACGGACAGGGAGAUAAGAUAUUCUAUUCCAGUCUCGGAGCGCAUACCUGUGAAAAGCGGAGACUACAUAGGAUUCUACACAGCUGGAAAUCCUAUAGUAGCCUACAAAAGAGAGGGCGGUUGGUGGAAUUCGAAUGGUUGGACGUCGUCAGAUUCUAUUGGAUCUUCUGUGGUAGGAGACACUUAUGACUGGGGGUCCGCCACCUCUUUUCAUGAGUCACGGGAAUACGCCAUCAAUGUCCAGUUGGAUCCAGGAAACAGGCCAAGUCUUUCAAAUUUGGACAACUCGUUGUCUUUUUUAGAUGAUACAGCAGUAAACACUCUCAUCUAUACUAUAACUGCUACCGAUAGUGACACAUCUGACGUCAUUACAACUGAAAUGACUACGUUAUCAUCUUAUUUUACUUUUGACCAAUCAACGGGAGAAGUUAGGAACACGGGGAUUCUUCCCAGUGGAACCACGUCUUUAACGUUUCGGGUGACAGACACGUGUGGGCGAACAGACACAAAAACGUUGACAAUUGUCGUCACCAAUAUCCCCCCUGUCAUUCAUAACCUGCCAGCAUCAUGUGACCUGUCGGAGGACCACGCCUCGGAACAACUACUUUACACGAUAAACGCCACUGACUCCUCCUCCCUAGACAAGGUUACGUGUAGUGUCAACGGCAUCAGUCCAACCACAGACAACUUUUUCGCCAGAUUAGUAACUGGAUCAACUACGUUAUACGGAGUAUACGUGAAAGCACAGCCCUCGUUGGAUUAUGACACCGCCCGGCAGUAUGACGUCACAGUGAGGUGUACAGACGGAAAAGAUCCCGUGACGGAAGUAUUUACAAUAUAUAUCUCCCGAAACAACCCACCUGUUUUUGUCAACUUACAAGCGACAACGAGGAUACCAGCUGCCACGUCUACCAAAGGAAACAUCAUAUAUACAGUGAAUUCCACUGACGAAGAUUCCAGUCAACUGUACUACAACAUGACAUGUGUUCCUGCUUCCUGUCCCUUCACAAUACACAACUACGGUGAAGUUAUCGUGACCUCUGACCUCUCUUCCCAUACCGUGGCCGGAUAUGACCUGUAUAUUUACGUCACAGAUGGUAACACCUUGGUGGGACCUCGUACCCUUACCGUAAUCAUUGAAGGAAUAAAUUCAGUGCCAACGAUCACCAACCUCCCUCUGUUGACGCCGAUCACUGUACAAGAGAACGUUGCCCUAUCAACCCCGGUCUUCCAGGUCUCCUUCACCGAUGUAGACGCUGGACAAAAUCAUACUUAUCACCUCUACUGCAAUCCGAGCCUUGGUUCAACUCUUUUUUCAAUUAAUUCUACAAAUGGACUGAUCACCACCUCUUCUACUCAGACAAUCAACUACGAGUCUGUGUCCACCACGUCCACCAGCUUUCAGAUGACCGUCACAGUGUCUGAUGGAUACGAUACCGCUACGUCAUCCUUUACCGUCGCCAUUGCAGAUCAGAACGAGGCCCCAGUGUUCGGGAAGGAUGUGUAUUUCAUAUCCGGCACUGAAGGCAUGGCAGGGGCUGUUGUUAGUAACCCAUCCUUUGACGUCACAGAUCCUGAUUCGGGAGACACACAGACAUACUCAAUUGAUUGUCCUUCCUUUAAUAUUAACCCAGGCACUGGGGUCGUCACAUUAAGCCAUGACUACGAUCUAGACGUCGCUGGGACUGCCACGUCAGUCACGUGCACAGUUACAGUGACCGACGGUGACCUGAAAGACACAGCCUCAUUGGUCAUCACACUUAAUGACGUCAACGAUCACACCCCUGUCAUGGGUAGUCCUACCUAUACAUUUUAUGCUUCGCCUAACACCGGUGUAGGUACCGUGAUUGGCGUGAUAACAGCCAGUGAUGGAGAUCUGGGAUCUUUUGGAAACAUUUCCUAUUCCUUGGAUCAAAUCUCCCUCGGGAAUGAAUACUUUGGAGUGAAGACUAAUGGGGACAUUUACGUAAAGAACAGUUUGCUUGGCUUCUCCACCGGAAUAACUCUGAGUUUGACAGCCACGGCACGAGACAAGGGUGGAUUGCAGGACACAGCCACCAUAACAGUCAUUAUCCCAGAAUCCACCACCGCUGCCCCGGUAACCACUACUGAUCGUCACCUAACGUUCUGGGAAGACACGGGCAACAUUGCCUGGGUGACUGUCGCUUCCGUGUUGCUUUGUGGCUUCAUUACAUAUUGCUCCUAUCUUCUCGCCAGAUAUGGAAACUUCCCAUGUGUGAAACACACAUAUAAACGCCAUGAAAGCAAAGUGAACACAACUAAAUGGUCUCAACAUGAAUACAACAAGAAGAGAAACCCUGCAAACAAAAAGACGUUAAUUUCAGAAAGAUAUGACUUGAAGCCAUGGGAGAGGAGUAAUCCAUCUUACAAGUAUGACAGUUCACGAACUCUACAUGUGUAAAUAAAUAUCAAUUGGAGAAUAACCCGAGUUUCAGAAUGAUGC